ACAAAAAAACAAGUUUAAUUCAGAAAACAAAACGCGAACUGCAAAAACAACCUCCAUUGCCUCUUCGACCCAAAGCCCGCCACCACCAGUUUCCGACGCCGUACGCCGCCAUAACCUUCCAUCUCCUCCCUCCGCCUCACAUCAAUCUAUCACAGGCCGCCGGCGAUUCACAUCCCUCCUUCUCAAUCUCAUAUGAUUUCAACAUCUAAAUUGUAACAAUGAGAAAAAGACGCGACAAUUACAAAGAUGCACCACAAAAUAAACUCCAAACUCCAAAUUUUCCGAAAUCAGAUUCAGAUAAACGAAGCUUCCUUUUCUGCUUAGCAUUUCGAAUGCUAAAUUCAAUGCUAGUGCAGAGUUACUUCAAUCCAGAUGAACAUUGGCAAGGUCCUGAAGUUGCACAUCGAAUCGCAUUCGGAUACGGUCACUUAACAUGGGAAUGGAAACAGGGUAUUCGAAGCUAUCUUCAUCCGUUCCUCUUUGUUCCUCUUUACAAGUUCCUCGCAUUAAUCCAUCUUGAUACCCCUUGGUUUAUGAUGAGGGCUCCAAGGUUACUGCAGUCUGUGUUCUCUGCAGUUGGGGAUUUGUACUUGUACAAACUCUCAGCAGUUCUCUUUGGUCACUCGGUUGCAAAAUGGGCUAUAUUUUCCCAGCUGUCGAAUUGGUUUAUGUUUUAUUGUUUUUCUCGUACACUGUCGAAUAGCUUGGAGACUGUUCUUACGCUGGUGUCUUUAUACUAUUGGCCUUGUAUGAGAACUUAUGUGGUGAAAAGUUCCUACGCUUCUAGGAAGUGGGGUUUAUUUGUGGCAGCAUUAGCUUGUGCUAUUAGGCCGACAAGUGCAGUCACAUGGAUGUAUGUUGGUUUCCUUGAGCUUUUUAAUGCACACGACAGAUUGAAGUUUGUUUUUUUGGAGGUGGCUCCUAUUGGGACCUUGGUACUUGGGCUUACCUGCUUAUUAGAUCGUUUUAUGUAUGGCACUUGGGUUCUAGUACCACUUAAUUUUCUAAAAUUCAAUUUUCUUUCCUCGGGCGGAGACUAUUAUGGAACUCACAAGUGGCAUUGGUACUUCACUCAGGGAUUUACAGUCAUGAUUUUCUCUCAUUUACCAUUUUGUAUAGCUGGUAUCGUUUAUUCCAAACAGUGGAAGUUUUCUGGCCUCCUUGCAUGGGUAUUGGGUUUCUAUAGUAUAUUAGGCCACAAGGAAUUCAGGUUCGUCUUGCCAGUUCUUCCCAUAGCUCUGAUGUUCUCUGGUUAUUCUUUGGCUGUGAUUGAAGAUCCCAGUGCCGGUUCCCUGGAGUAUAAAGGAAAAGGGUUUUCAAAAAAGAAGAACAAAUGUCCUCCCAAGAUGACAGUUGCUAUCUUAUUUUUGCUUGCUACCAAUAUACCAAUGGCUUUGUAUAUGAGUUUGGUUCAUCAGAGAGGACCUGAGGAUGUCAUGAACCACCUUGCUAGAGAAGCUUUUCAAGGGAACAUGAAAAGUAUCCUAUUCUUAACACCUUGCCAUGCUACUCCAUACUACUCUAUGCUGCAUCAAAAUGUGCCGAUGAAGUUUCUUGACUGCACGCCAAGCAGUGAAGAGAAAGGAGUCCUAGAUGAGUCUGACCGUUUCAUGAUGGACCCUGCAUCUUUUAUGUCAAAAUAUGCACAAAAUUGGUCCCUUCCCAGCCACAUUGUUUUGUUUGAUUCAGAAGAGCAAAAGUUGAGAAGCUUUUUAAUUUCAUUUGAUUAUAGAGAGGAAAAAAGAUUUUUUAAUGCUCACUUCAAGGUGGACCGUGAUCUUCAAGCUUCAAUUGUUGUAUAUGUUAAAAAAGAUAGCACCAUCUGAUCUGUGCAGCAAAUGGCAGUAUCGUGACCGUUCAUUGUUGGUUGUUCCUAAUGUUAUCUGUUGUAAUUUGAUGUCUCUAAAAUGACUUUAUGGUGAUUGAUUUUGUAUUGCUUACCAGAAAAUUUUGUCGACAGAUUGUAAAUGAUUCUCUAAUGUAUUUUUAGAUGUUGACAUUUUCUUUUUAAGAAAGAUGGAUGACCCACAUCUCUCA
Molecule: messenger RNA, 2037 nt
Organism: Medicago truncatula (barrel medic)
Lineage: Eukaryota; Viridiplantae; Streptophyta; Magnoliopsida; Fabales; Fabaceae
Product: mannosyltransferase APTG1
Exons: 8
Coding region: 219-1826 (535 amino acids)
Biological process (GO): GPI anchor biosynthetic process
Cellular component (GO): endoplasmic reticulum membrane
Molecular function (GO): alpha-1,2-mannosyltransferase activity
Source: RefSeq, a predicted model, not a curated record